AGUGGCGCCCAAAUCCUCUACCAAGUGCAAGGGCUUUGUUCGACGAAACUUCGCUCGCUUCAAUAUUUCGGAUUUCUUUUCGAGGAUGGGAACUGGUGAAACCAAAUAUGGGUCAUUCACUUACGAGAAUCUUGAGAGGGAACCUUACUGGCCAUCAGACAAGCUUCGGAUUUCCAUUACUGGAGCUGGUGGAUUCAUUGCCUCACACAUUGCUCGUCGUUUGAAAACUGAGGGCCAUUACAUCAUUGCUUCUGACUGGAAGAAAAACGAGCACAUGCCAGAGGACAUGUUUUGCCAUGAGUUCCAUCUUGUUGAUCUUCGGGUGAUGGAUAAUUGUUUGAAAGUUACAGAGAAUGUCGAUCAUGUCUUUAACUUGGCUGCUGAUAUGGGUGGUAUGGGCUUCAUUCAGUCAAACCACUCGGUCAUUAUGUAUAACAACACAAUGAUAAGUUUUAACAUGCUCGAGGCGUCGAGGAUCAAUGGAGUUAAGAGGUUCUUUUACGCCUCUAGUGCUUGCAUUUACCCUGAGUUUAAGCAGUUGGAAACCAAUGUGAGCUUGAAGGAAGCAGACGCUUGGCCUGCCGAGCCUCAAGAUGCUUAUGGUUUGGAGAAACUAGCAACUGAAGAGUUGUGCAGGCACUACACCAAAGACUUUGGAAUUGAGUGCCGAAUUGGACGCUUUCAUAACAUCUACGGACCUUUCGGCACAUGGAAAGGUGGAAGGGAGAAAGCACCUGCUGCUUUCUGCAGAAAAGCCCUUACAUCCACCGAUAAGUUUGAAAUGUGGGGAGAUGGGCUACAAACUCGAUCUUUUACCUUCAUUGAUGAAUGUGUCGAAGGUGUCUUAAGAUUGACAAAAUCCGACUUCCGUGAACCAGUGAAUAUUGGAAGUGAUGAGAUGGUAAGCAUGAAUGAAAUGGCUGAAAUUGUUCUCGGUUUUGAGGACAAGAAGCUACCGAUCCACCACAUCCCAGGCCCAGAAGGAGUACGUGGUAGAAACUCGGACAACACUUUAAUCAAAGAGAAGCUUGGAUGGGCCCCUACCAUGAAACUAAAGGAUGGCUUGAGAAUCACAUAUUUCUGGAUCAAGGAGCAAAUUGAGAAAGAAAGAGGUGCUGGUUUUGACCUUUCGGUUUAUGGGUCGUCUAAAGUUGUUGGGACCCAAGCACCGGUUCAACUCGGAUCUCUCAGGGCUGCUGAUGGCAAAGAAUGAAAGGAAUGUAAGGCUCCAGUUCCGUUUUCCGUGGUCUUAGUAUUCAAGGUUGUUCAUGUUCUGUUAUUUACCUUGAUGUGUAAUCUUGAAGUCUUUUGAGAGCUUUGCUACUUUGCUCUUAUCUCCUAUUGUUGGACUGAUUGUCAUUGCUUUAGCAUCCGUUUUUCGUAUGAAUGGAGCCUUUCCCUUGUCGUUUUAUCGUAA
Cynara cardunculus var. scolymus (artichoke) is the source of this 1417-nucleotide messenger RNA. RefSeq names its product GDP-mannose 3,5-epimerase 2. NCBI's taxonomy places the organism in Eukaryota, Viridiplantae, Streptophyta, Magnoliopsida, Asterales, Asteraceae. The transcript is spliced from 7 exons. Bases 86 to 1213 code for a protein of 375 amino acids. Gene Ontology annotation, molecular function: GDP-mannose 3,5-epimerase activity; NAD binding. The record is from RefSeq and is a predicted model, not a curated record.